Drosophila serrata is the source of this 426-nucleotide messenger RNA. It is a transcript of the gene Pburs, whose product is annotated as bursicon subunit partner of burs. The record is from RefSeq and is a predicted model, not a curated record. Gene Ontology annotation, molecular function: G protein-coupled receptor binding; neuropeptide hormone activity. Gene Ontology annotation, cellular component: extracellular region; bursicon neuropeptide hormone complex. Gene Ontology annotation, biological process: G protein-coupled receptor signaling pathway. NCBI's taxonomy places the organism in Eukaryota, Metazoa, Arthropoda, Insecta, Diptera, Drosophilidae.
AUGCAUGUCCAGGAGCUCCUCUUCGUCGUAGCAGUGCUAAUGCCCCAGUGCCUGAGGGCCUUACGCUAUAGCCAAGGAACCGGAGACGAGAACUGCGAGACCCUAAAGUCAGAAAUCCAUCUGAUUAAAGAGGAGUUCGAUGAGCUGGGAAGGAUGCAGAGGACCUGCAAUGCCGAUGUCAUAGUGAACAAGUGCGAGGGAUUGUGCAACAGUCAGGUGCAACCUUCGGUGAUAACUCCAACGGGUUUUCUAAAGGAAUGCUACUGCUGCCGUGAAAGCUUCCUCAAGGAGAAAGUCAUCACUCUGACCCAUUGCUAUGAUCCGGAUGGCACUCGGCUCACCUCACCGGAAAUGGGCAGCAUGGACAUACGUCUCCGAGAGCCAACUGAAUGCAAGUGCUUCAAGUGCGGUGACUUUACACGUUAA